AUGGAUCCUAUCCGAUUCAAUGAACUUGUUGGUGCUGAUAAUUACGUUUACGAUGAUAACAGCACGAUCGAUAAUGAUAGUAGCGUUGCUGCUGACAGCGUUUUAUCUCCAAGAAGUGUUGGCGAAGAGAGCAUUAGUUAUGAGUUGGAAGAUGAUAAUUUAAGUUCAGAAAUAUUCUCUCUCGACAAAGAAGGUUUGGCAAUAGCAAAGGCGUAUGCUGAAAAUAUCGAAAAUAACGAUAUGGCUUUUGAUGACGAUAACCUGGAUAACAUUAGUAUCUCUUCAAUCUAUUCUACCGAGGCAUCAUUUAUAACAGAAAUUUCCGACGCUGAUAGCAUUUUGUUAGCGCCUGAUUGCCGCGCUGAAGAUAUGUUGACUGCUUGCGUCCUUAUGGAUAUAGUAAAUGGUGAGCUUAGAACAUGCGGCAACAUCGGGAAAAACCAGCGACCUUUAGCACAAUUGCUAGGUACCUGGGAAAUAGAUAAAACAGUGUUUCAAAAAUCCCGUAUGGAAGGAACGGUCCUCGGCGUAUGUUCAUCUCAUUAUGCCCAUGAUGCUGCGAAACUUCAUAAUACGAGUAAGAGAGACAGGCCUAUAGAGAAAAGUUGGGUACAUGUAAACCGCUGCUUUUUUUGCAGCAAGUACAAAUCAUUCUUCAGCAGGGGUCACAAUUGUGUUGAACAUGCCAUCCGUGUUACUAAUAAGACGAUACAAGCUCCUUGUUCAGGCUUUAAAGUGUGUCCAGCGUUUAAGAUGGAAGGAAUGCCCAAAUCAUUUUUCGAUAAUGAUGCGUCAACUAACACUAAUGAUCGACGCACGCGGUUUAUUUGCAGCCAUUGUUUUAUGCAAAAUGGUGGACACUUAUACGAACGUCUCGGCUCUGGGCACAGUUUUUCAUGUUCCGAUAAGCAUAGUAACGAUGUCUCUAAUACACUUCAGAUUUUCGGACAGUGGAUAAUGAACACUGCUAAAUCAAACGAUAUUGAUAACAAAAAAAAGCUUUUGACAUGGCUGUCGUCUUCGCUAGCGACAUUUACUGAAGAAAAAGAACACGUUACUCCAUCAAUAAGUCCCAUUAUAUUAAAGGUUUUUUUAAAACUGAAUUCCUUAGAUGCCAAUAAACUUGAGGAUACUAGACUGACAUCGGAAGUUGCAUCAGCAGCUGGCGAGAAUUUAGGCAAUGAGUUAUGGAAAUCUAGAGAAUGGGUAAAGCAGAAUAAAAAAGGGCUUGAAUCACCGUCCUCGAUAGUUGAAUAUGAAGCAAGUUUUCCACCGGCUUUGUUAAGCUUUUUUACAUCACUCAUUGCAGCCGUAUUAAAAAAGAAAAACCAUAUAAAUAAUCUACGCCGAACGAACAGAGGUUUAGAGGAGCUUCCAUAUAACGAUAUAAAAACAAAAAAAAUUGCUAUAUUUUUGUUAUCGAUGCUUUUAAACAUCGCGUUUCCAUCUACGAACAUAUGGAUGACACGAGUAUUAGGAAGUCUGUGUACCAAACCCAAAUUAAUUUCCACACUGUACGCGAUACUAUGGAUGGCUCACGUCAUUUCUCACAGCUUACAUCAUGAAAAGGCGUUAGAACGGCAGAGAGUUAGGGACACGAAACCAGAGAAUAGAAUUAUAAAAAAAGAAACGAUGUGGAAUGUUUGCGUUGUGGAUAACAUUGAUUUUGUGGAAAAAACUUUUGCAUAUGGAAAUAUUUUUGAUGCUGCUAGACGUAGCAUUCAUGCUACAGUUAGAAUGGUGUUUCAGUUCGACUUGGGAGAAUCAAUACAAACAAUCGGAAGUGAUAAUAAUGAUAACCGAAAAACAAUUCUGUUCGGGGAGACAGACUACGCCAAAGACUUACUGCUCACAUAUGCAAACAGUGCUGAAUUAAAACCUGAAGGGUAUAAAAGACUUUUUGAUUGUUAUGAAAUUGGAAUUGCACGCAUGAACGCAAUUUUACGGCAAGACGUGUAUAAAACGGAACCUCGAAUUGUGAAAGGCCGACGAGCGAAGGAUGUAACAGUUCACAAGUGGACAAUGCAGAAAGAAAAAAGUCUUGUUCGAAGAUCUUCAAAAAAGCAGAAAAGAGAUACAACUGGAAGUAUAUCGAAAACAGGCGAUGAUAUCGAUAUGAUGAGCUAA
Molecule: messenger RNA, 2127 nt
Organism: Paraglomus brasilianum
Lineage: Eukaryota; Fungi; Glomeromycota; Glomeromycetes; Paraglomerales; Paraglomeraceae
Source: the annotation of a GenBank genome assembly